AUGGCAUCCCAUCCAGACUUCGGAAAAUGGACGGAAGGAUCAACAGUAACUGCUGCGUUCCCCGACCAGAUCAAAGGGAAAACAAUCCUGAUCACUGGAGUUUCCCCCAAUGGCCUGGGUGCGAGCACGGCAGAAGCCUUGGCCGCCCACGAACCGGCGCUGCUGAUACUCACAGGGAGGACGAAAAGCAAAGUGUAG
Exophiala aquamarina CBS 119918 is the source of this 198-nucleotide messenger RNA. RefSeq lists its product as uncharacterized. Bases 1 to 198 code for a protein of 65 amino acids. The record is from RefSeq and is a predicted model, not a curated record. The transcript has a single exon. Lineage: Eukaryota; Fungi; Ascomycota; Eurotiomycetes; Chaetothyriales; Herpotrichiellaceae.